Messenger RNA from Frankliniella occidentalis (western flower thrips), 1463 nucleotides. RefSeq lists its product as uncharacterized. The coding region runs from base 96 to 1463 and encodes 455 amino acids. Gene Ontology annotation, cellular component: cytoplasm. Gene Ontology annotation, molecular function: ubiquitin protein ligase binding. Gene Ontology annotation, biological process: regulation of proteolysis; proteasome-mediated ubiquitin-dependent protein catabolic process. The record is from RefSeq and is a predicted model, not a curated record. NCBI's taxonomy places the organism in Eukaryota, Metazoa, Arthropoda, Insecta, Thysanoptera, Thripidae. The transcript is spliced from 4 exons.
GGGAGCUCGAGUCAAGUCGGGUCAACGGCUGGAGAAAAAUCUUAUCGAUCUGAUCGACAUUUUGAUCAAGCUAAACAUAAAACCGACGCUCCAAGAUGGCGCAGGAGCACAUUGCGGCAUUAGCCCUGGAACAGGCGGUAGGGCGAUUUUCCAGAGACGAGGAGCAGUCUGACGACAUUCUUCUGGUGAGCGUUACGAACUCAGUCAACGUGGAAAGCAUGUGCCCCGGCCCCGGUGACGAAGUGGAUGUGGCCUACUUCCAGCUCAACAACCCCCGCAUCACCUGGGGAGUGAAACUGCUGGUUGCUGAUAACGGCGUUCUCCGCGUCGUCCUCUACGACGUGUCGGCCAAGGACCGCAGCCGUCUGCACAUGCGCGGCACCGUGCACGUCAGGUCCCGCUGCUCGGGCGAGUACGACGUCGACCUCCAGGUCGAUGCCAAGGACCACGAGCCGCUGAGGCCGCGGAGCCCGCUCCGCCUCCGCGUCGCGGUGGACGCGGACGGACCCGCCACCAUCGCGAGCGUGCACCGCGCCACGGUGUCGGAGAUCGGGGUGACGAUGACCACCUUCUACUACCACCCCAAGCAAGGCCCGGCCGCUGACGAGGGUCGCGCGGACAGUAACUCGUCGGAGGACGCGACGUCUGAGGAGGUCGAGGUGGACACGGCGGCGGUGAACGAGGGCCCGGACGCUCGGCUGCUAAACAGGCUCAGCGCCGAUUUCGGACAGCUGUUGACGACUCAGAAGGAGGCCGACAUCACCCUGGUCGCGGAGGAGCAGCCCGUCCGCGCGCACCGGGCCAUCCUCGCCGCCAGGAGUCCCGUGUUCCGCCGACUGCUGCAGCGGCACCGGGACCGGGCCGAGCCCCUGGAGCUGGAGGACGCGCCCCACGAGGCGUUCCUCAAGGUCCUGGACUUCAUGUACACCGGCGACGCGUCGGGGCUCCAGGGACUCGAGAGGGACGUGCUCGUGCUGGCCGGGCGCUUCGGCGUCGACGACCUGGCCGACCUCUGCUGUCGGCGCCUGCUGCGCGCGCUCCGCCUCGACCACUCCAAGGCCCUCGACAUGCUGGCGUUCGCCGAGCGCCACGCCGUGCACCGCCUCAAGCAGAGCGCGCUGCUGGUCGCCGUCGAGCACCUGUGCGAGGUGACCGCCUCCCAGCAGUGGCACGACUACAAGCAGAGCAUGCCCUCGCUCGCCGCCGACCUCCUGGAGACGGCCGCACGCGUGCUCAGGCAUUCAAGAAGGGCCUCAUUUGGUCCAAAAAUGUCUGUGAUAGGAGUUAAAAUGUAUAUUGUUAGAGAUUGUAACAAAAUAAUCAGUCGUAUUCCAGACACAGAUGAAGAUUAUCCAGGCCCAGUUUGGUUUUUAAUAAUCUAUCAAUAUCAGUGCCCCAUGGAGGGAACACAUGAAUUAUUAAAAUAUUCGGUCCGGUCAAGGAGCAUUUUAAAUGGGGUCUAG